Xyrauchen texanus (razorback sucker) is the source of this 4747-nucleotide messenger RNA. RefSeq names its product seizure protein 6 homolog. Gene Ontology annotation, cellular component: dendritic spine; neuronal cell body; dendritic shaft. Lineage: Eukaryota; Metazoa; Chordata; Actinopteri; Cypriniformes; Catostomidae. Bases 227 to 3256 code for a protein of 1009 amino acids. The record is from RefSeq and is a predicted model, not a curated record. Gene Ontology annotation, biological process: regulation of dendrite development; synapse maturation. The transcript has 17 exons.
CUGACAGCACUCCGAGCGAGCGCAGAAAUGUAACAUUUUCUGCCUCUCCGUUCACAAUUACAAAUCUUAUCAGCGCUCCCGGUCUCGCGAAGCGCCCUCGCUCCUCACGUGUGCGCAGCGGAGGUCUCACGACGAGCGGAACGUUUGUAUCCCGCUUCGCUUUAAUUAUUCGGAAAGUGUUUUAAUACAAGGACAUAUUCUGUGAGAGGAACACACUGCCGUGAACAUGAACUCGACAAGAAAUUACAAACCAAGCAUGGUCAUUCUGACGCUGGCCGUAUUUGUUUGUGUGGUGAUCGCACGAGGGCAAGGUUCUUUUAUGGAUGGGAGGUUAGCAGUCACCCAAAAAGGAGGUCAGCCGGAGGCAGAAGAUGGGUCCAACACAUACCACACUACACAGGACCCCGAGAGAGACCUGCCCCUGUUCACCACUGCUCCCCCUUUUGUUAGCCUCGACCACCAUCCGCCUUAUAAGCCCUUCCUGCCUUACAACCCCCGACACCAAAACCAUGAGCAGUACUUUCAGGACAGCGGAGGGAUGGCUCAUCAUCCCACAAUUCCAUCCGCUACAGCCCAUCACCUCCAAGAUCCAUCCACUCAGCUGGUCCCACACAAGGACACACCUUCAUUCUCUGAUGUAACGACUUCCAGACCCACCACACUGGCACCAUCUUCUGCUGCCCUCACGCAGCCACACAUGUCCAGCGUCCAGUAUGAACCUUCAGCAGAAACACAAAAGAGAAGCUCCAAGGAGCCACCUGUGUUCACGACCACAGGAUCACUGACCACUGAUGCUCAAACAUCCAAUGAAUUACAUUUAGAUGCAGGGGGCAUCACUGUGUCUUCCAACAAUGGGGCCAAACAUGUAACUAAUAAAGAAAAGGCAUCAAAAAUCAAGAUAGAACAUUAUGCUCCAAGAAGUGAUGUCUCUGCAACAGCAUCAUCUGCGGAUUUGGAUGACGAGACUACCACCUCCACCAUCAUCACCACGACGGUUAUUACAACAAUGCAGAUACCAGCUCCGUGCAGCAGCAAUUUCACAGCGCCGGGAGGCUACAUAGAGACACCACAGCCAGCCAAGAGUUGGUACAAUACAAAUGUGGACUGCACGUACACUGUGGCCAUCUACAUGGGCUAUGGGGUGGAAAUUCAGGUGAUGAAUGUAAGCCUGGCUGAAGGUGACGUUGUCAGAUUUGAAGACCUGGGUAGCUGGGAGCCUUAUGUGCUGGCCAACGAGUCUAUCUUGUUGAAGGGUCUGGUGGUACGCAGCUGGAGCAACCAAAUCUCCAUCCAUUACCGCAGCCGGCAGCCGCAGUCCAGCUUCUUGCUUCUGCGUUACCAAGCCUUUGUGUUGAGCUGUAACUUCCCUGAUAGACCAGCAUACGGGGACGUGUCCGUGACGAGCCUUCAUGCUGGGGGAGAGGCCUAUUUCUACUGCUUCAAUGGUUAUAAGCUCCAGGGUCCCUCCACCCUGACGUGCCGCAAUGCUACCACACCCUACUGGAGUGGAAAGGUGCCCCGGUGUCUUGUGGCCUGUGGUGGAAUGGUAAAGAAUGCAACUCUUGGUCGCAUUGUGUCCCCUGGUUUCCCUGGCAACUACAGCAACAAUCUGACCUGCUACUGGGUGCUGGAGGCCCGAGAGGGUCAAUGGCUCCAUGUACAUUUUGAGAAGGUGGCCCUCGCAGAAGAUGAUGACAGGUUUCUGAUCAAAAAUGGUAACCACAUCGACUCACCAAUUCUAUAUGACUCAUAUGAGGUGGAAUACCUGCCAAACGAAGGAAUCGUCAGUUCCUCCAGACAUAUCUUCGUGGAGUUUACAACAGAUAGCUUCGGCACAAACACUGGGGUAGCCAUCAGAUAUGAAGCUUUUGCGGCAGGACAUUGCUACGAGCCGUUUGUCAAGUAUGGCAACUUCACCACCACUGACAGCACCUACACUGUGGGCACGGUUGUGGAGUUCACCUGUGACCCUGGCUACACCUUAGAGCAGGGCUCCGUCAUUAUCGAAUGCAUGGAUCCCAGCAACCCUCAAUGGAAUGAGACUGAGCCCGCCUGCAGAGCUGUAUGCAGUGGAGAGAUCACCGAUUCAGCUGGGGUGGUGUUGUCACCAAACUGGCCUGAAGCCUACGACAAAGGCCAGGACUGCAUCUGGGGGAUCCAUGUUGAAGAAGACAAGAGGAUCAUGCUAGACAUCCAAGUUCUCCACAUGGGCAAGAAUGAUGUGCUGACGUUCUAUGAUGGAGAUGACCUGACUGCAAAGAUACUGGGCCAGUACAGUGGCUCCAGGCCUCAUUUCAAACUCUACACCUCCAUGGCUGAUGUCACUAUCCAGUUCCAAUCAGACCCCGCCACCAACAUCUACGGCUACAACAAUGGCUUUGUGGUACACUUUUUCGAGGUACCUCGUAAUGACACAUGUCCAGAGCUCCCAGAGAUCUCUAAUGGAUGGAAGACCACAUCUCACCCUGACCUGGUGCAUGGCACGGUGGUGACAUAUCAGUGUUACCCAGGCUUCGAGGUGGUGGGCACUGAAAUGCUUAUGUGUCAAUGGGACCUGACCUGGAGUGGAGACCUGCCCAGCUGUGAAAGAGUUCUGUCAUGUGCAGACCCAGGCACAGUAGAGCACAGUCGCAGGGUGAUGUCAGGGCCACGUCUCAUCGUGGGAUCCACUGUGCAGUACAUCUGCAACAAAGGGUACUCAUUGUCGGGUAACAGCCUCCUCUCAUGCUACCACCGUGACUCCACCGGCCCCAAAUGGAGUGAGAAACUACCUAAAUGCAUUCCUGAUAAAUUGGAGCUGUGCAGGAAUCCUGGGACUCCCGCCUAUAGCAUCCAGAGCUCAGAGAAGCAUGUGUAUCAGGCAGGAGAGACUCUGCGCUUCUCCUGUCUGAGUGGGUAUGAGCUCCAGGGUGAACCUGUUCUCAGCUGUAUCCCCGGGCACCCUUCCAAAUGGAGCCAUCCACCCCCACUGUGCAAAGCUGUGACACUGGAGUACAUAGAUGAACGCAGGCUUGAUGUGGCCAGUGCAGACUUCAGUGUGGAGGGAGCCAGUGUGGCUGUUUCCAUUUUCAUCCCAGUGGCAAUAAUCAUGAUUAUCAUCAUGUCAAUAUAUUUCUACUUUUCAAGGGUGCAAGGGAAAUCACUACGCCUGUCCAUGUCCACAUCACCACAAUAUGACCACAUCAGAGGAGAGUCAGCUUUUGAAAACCCCAUUUAUGAGACUGCAGAUACAAGAGAAUACGAAGUCUCCAUUUAAAUACAACAAAGCUAAUUUUAGCAUGGAGGACCGCCUGCCAACCUUUUCAUCCUUUCCCAUCUGCUGUAAAUAUCGCCUUGCUUCUAAGGACUUCCACAAGCGAAAUGUGUGGACAACAUGAUAUUAUUUUUGUAGAGCUUCGAUUGCCAUGGCCUAGCAGAAUUGUUUGUACAGUUUUUACCCUUAAAUGAGCCAAAUUAAAUAAGGAAUAAAACAAAUGACUGAAAAUGGGGAAUUCAUGUCAUUUAGCUGAUUGAUGUCUCUUUAAACAGAUUUAUUUAUUUAUGUUCUUGAUUGUUGCACUCUUGUUACAUUUCAACACCCGAAAAUAAUUUAUGGCCUGAAAGGGCAUCAGUGAUGCAUCAAGAGUAUAAAAAUACAGUUUGUGGCUUAUUCAGAUGAGUUUGCCACAAAUGUAAUGGUAAUCAUAACAUUUGACACCUGAAUUACAUGCAGGGAAAAAUGAACACAAUUAUGUAAAACACAGCAACCAUUAAACAAUAAAACGUAUGCAUGGAUAACGGUUUAUUAUUCAUCUAUUUUUUCCACACAUCAUGAAAAUUAAACGUUUAAUUACAAGAGCUGUAAGUAGCAAUCUUCAAAUAAUAUCUGCCAGUUUUAUGAAAUGUAGUGUUUUGCAUGGGGACUGGUCUGGUACAUGGCUCUCUGUCCAUUAAUGUGAAGUGGGUCCCUUUUUCAUCGCUCUGAAGCCUUUAUAUUAUCCUUGAUUAAAAGUAGACUGUGUGUACAGUAAAAGACUAAGACUGUUGGGAAAUUGGUUUCUACCUGCGCUAAAUUUCACCUUUGGUUGAAUAAGCCAAAGGUUUAAAAUAUACAUGUACAGCAAGUUCAUUUAAAUCAUCCCUCCUUCACUGAUCAAUUAGCUCUGAUUUUAUUUUUGACUUUUUGUUUUAUUUAGUUUAUUUUUGUAUGUUUUUAUAGAACAAAAGAACAAUUGACUGUACUCUUUCAGCAGGCAUUCUUAAUCUAUAAAUAUCUAAGAAUGUACAUAAACUUUUUAUUAGAUAUGGCUUAAAUGUAUGUAUAUAUGAGGUUUAUCUAUUAUAGAAUAGAUCAUCUUUCAUCAUUUGAUACUGUCUGUCAGCAUCAUUGAUAUGGAUCAUAUAAAAGCAAUUAUGUACAUGUUCUCCAUAUGAAUGUUGUCCGUAUUGAAAUCAUUGUCAUUUCAAUGUAAUUACCAGAAUCUGCCAAAAACAUCAUAGUUUGUCAUAUGAUACAUGACAGACUUGCAUCAUGGAUGUACAUUUUGUUUCAGUGUUUCACUGUCUCCAGUUGAGUUUUGGAAACCUAAGAAACAACAUUUAAUGGAUUUAUGACUUAGAAGUCUCACAGAAUUCAGAGCAGAAUUAAUUAUUUCCUUGACAGUCCUCAAACUGAAAUAUUCAUGAUUCAAGAUUAUAUACUGUAUAUAUUUUUUGCUUUAUUGUACUGUAAUUAUUUACCACAUUGUCUGUGCAUAUCUUCAAUUAA